Bursaphelenchus xylophilus (pine wood nematode) is the source of this 714-nucleotide messenger RNA. The record is from the annotation of a GenBank genome assembly. NCBI's taxonomy places the organism in Eukaryota, Metazoa, Nematoda, Chromadorea, Rhabditida, Aphelenchoididae.
AUGAAGACUGUAGUUUUGACACUCCUACUAAUUGUUGGCGUGCUUUCGCAAUAUCCCACCUAUAUGAAUCCCGAUGACCCGGAGACUAUUGUAAGUUGGAUUAGGGCGAUAAGCGAGGUGUUCCCGCUGGUAGAACGUGAUCGGUUGCGGAAGACCACGGUAUUAGCUAUCGCUAACGUUAGCUUCUUUACCUCGGGUUAUUGUAACAUACAAAAGACCAAAAUUUACGGCAAAAAACAAAGGACUUUUGUCUAGACAUCAUUUGAUGUGAGUAUACCUCAAAAUAGGACCCGAGGAAUCUUAUUAUUUCUUCUAAGCCUUUUCCUAGCUUCCUCAUGCAUACAACGACGAACCAAUGCGAUCCAUAGUGUCGUUGGUCCGUACUGUCGCUGACCGAAAAAGCGGUAGCGCCCAAAGUCCGAUAUAAACGCCGAACCUCGAAAAUUUCCCUACUCCAAUUCCCUUACCUUUUAGCAAUUAACCAAUGCUUUGAUAAAGCAAUACGAAGCCAGAGUCAGCGCUCCCGGAAACGUGGGACUGAACCGUGUUCUGGAGGCUUACGUGACCGGUAAAGGCGAUCGAAUCGAGCAGUACCGAGUAAAAGCGAUGUUGAGAAUCAUCUCCAAGCACUCGAUGUCGUUUUGCAUGCAGUUCAAGGCCGUCAAAGUGGAAGGAGUCCUGACGAUGUACAAGUGGAACAUGUGUAAAAACUAA